This is a messenger RNA of Ricinus communis (castor bean), 1457 nucleotides long. RefSeq names its product fructose-bisphosphate aldolase 1, chloroplastic. The transcript is spliced from 6 exons. Lineage: Eukaryota; Viridiplantae; Streptophyta; Magnoliopsida; Malpighiales; Euphorbiaceae. Gene Ontology annotation, molecular function: fructose-bisphosphate aldolase activity. The coding region runs from base 79 to 1269 and encodes 396 amino acids. Gene Ontology annotation, cellular component: cytosol. Gene Ontology annotation, biological process: glycolytic process; fructose 1,6-bisphosphate metabolic process. The record is from RefSeq and is a predicted model, not a curated record.
CAAAUUCUGUGUUAAAGAGAGCCCAUAAAAGAGCUCGAGUGAGAGAAGAGACUAUACCUCUACAACCUUGUAACAGAAAUGGCAUCUACUUCUCUCCUCAAGACCUCACCAGUCCUAGACAAGUCAGACUGGGUUAAGGGUCAGGCUAUCCGCCAACCCUCUGCCUCUGUUGUUAGGUGCCUCCCAGUUGCACCCUCUGCACUCUCAGUCCGGGCCAGCUCUUAUGCUGAUGAGCUUGUCAAGACAGCGAAAACUAUCGCAUCUCCAGGCCGCGGAAUCUUGGCCAUGGACGAGUCGAAUGCCACUUGUGGAAAGCGUUUGGCCUCAAUUGGGCUAGAGAACACUGAGGCUAACCGCCAGGCAUACAGAACACUCCUUGUCACUGCCCCUGGGCUUGGCCAAUACGUCUCUGGUGCUAUUCUCUUUGAGGAGACUCUUUACCAAUCUACAACUGAUGGCAAGAAGAUGGUCGAUGUGCUUGUCGAGCAAAACAUUGUCCCUGGUAUUAAGGUUGACAAGGGUCUUGUUCCUUUGGCUGGUUCAAAUGAUGAAUCUUGGUGCCAAGGUCUUGAUGGCCUUGCCUCCCGCACUGCUGCUUACUACGAACAGGGUGCUCGUUUUGCUAAAUGGCGUACUGUGGUGAGCAUUCCCAAUGGCCCAUCUGCACUUGCAGUGAAGGAGGCAGCCUGGGGUCUAGCUCGCUAUGCUGCUAUUUCUCAGGAUAGUGGUUUGGUUCCAAUUGUAGAGCCUGAGAUCUUGCUUGAUGGGGACCAUGGGAUUGACAGGACUUUUGAAGUAGCUCAGAAGGUCUGGGCUGAGGUGUUCUUCUACCUUGCAGAGAACAAUGUCAUGUUUGAAGGCAUCCUCCUCAAGCCCAGCAUGGUUACUCCUGGUGCAGAGUGCAAGGACAGGGCCACACCUGAGCAGGUUGCUGACUACACACUCAAGCUCCUUAGCCGAAGAAUUCCCCCAGCUGUCCCUGGAAUCAUGUUUUUAUCCGGUGGGCAAUCUGAAGUGGAGGCGACCUUGAACUUGAACGCAAUGAACCAAUCUCCCAACCCAUGGCACGUAUCGUUUUCAUAUGCAAGAGCACUUCAAAACACUUGCCUGAAGAAGUGGGGAGGCAGACCUGAGAAUUUGAAGGCCGCUCAGGAGGCACUACUUAUCCGAGCAAAGGCCAACUCUCUUGCUCAGCUUGGCAAAUACACAGGUGAAGGGGAGUCUGAGGAAUCCAAGCAAGGAAUGUUCGUCAAGGGCUAUGUUUACUAGGCCAACCAAUGAUAUAGACGAAAUGAUGUUUGAUGAGGAUAGUCAUCAUCAGGAAGAAAGUCCUGUGUUUGUCGUUGUAGCCCAUGACUCCUUUUGUUUUUAGUAUGUUCUUGUAGCAACUUAUCCUUCGUGCUUCUAUCGCUGUGUGUAUACAUUUUCUCUUUAAUGCAUUUUUGGGUACCUGAAAA